This is a messenger RNA of Suricata suricatta (meerkat), 497 nucleotides long. It is a transcript of the gene CLPSL2, whose product is annotated as colipase like 2. The transcript has 3 exons. The coding region runs from base 72 to 374 and encodes 100 amino acids. NCBI's taxonomy places the organism in Eukaryota, Metazoa, Chordata, Mammalia, Carnivora, Herpestidae. Gene Ontology annotation, biological process: lipid catabolic process; response to food; digestion. Gene Ontology annotation, cellular component: extracellular region. Gene Ontology annotation, molecular function: enzyme activator activity. The record is from RefSeq and is a predicted model, not a curated record.
UCCCCUCCCCGCCCCUCCUCUGUGGCCCUUCAGGAGCCCAACCGGAGCCUCCAACCUCCGUGCGCAGGCCCAUGGCCACAGCCUUCCUGCUCCUCGUGGGGGUCCUGCUCACUUGCCCUGGCGAGUUCCUGAGCCUUAAUAAGAAGUCCAAGAAGAUGGAUGGGGCGGAGUGCUCCCACCGCUCCGAGUGCACCAGUGACUGCUGCCUGAGAGACCUGAACGCCGGUGGUGCUUUCUGUGCUCCCAAGGCCAGAGUAACCAUGUUGUGCUUGCCCCAGACCAAGGGAACCAUCAACAUCAUAUGCCCCUGCCAGUGGGGCUUGAAAUGCUUCUCCAGUGACCCGAUCUGUUCCCGCCGGUGCCAUUUGAUUUAGAGGAGGAUGCAGGCUGGUCGCUGCCACCCUCCCAGCCUCCCUCCCUGGGGGCCAGGGGCCUGGAGAGCCCCCAUCUUGCUCAAAAUCCAGCUCCUGAGACAUUAAAGUCAAUUCCCAACUCUG